AUGUCUCCCAAGCAGGUCGUCGUCGCCGAGACCCCCGCCCCCGUCGCUGCCCCCGUCGUCCCCGAGCCUACCGAGGUGAAGGUCGAGGGUGAGGUUGUUGCCACCGAGGCCGCCGUUGCUCCUGAGGCCCCCAAGGCCAAGGACGCUGCUGCCGCUGAGGUCGCUAAGACGGAGGAGAAGGCCAAGGCCGCCAAGGAGAAGGUCAAGGCUGAGGGCAAGGGCUUCUUCGCUAAGCUUUUCGGCAAGAAGGACAAGAAGGCCGCUAAGCCCGCUGCUGCUAAGACCACUGCUGAGGCCCCCAAGGCUGAGGAGCCCGUCCUCCCGCUGCUGAGGCCGCCCCUGCCGCUGAGGCCGCUCCUGUUGCUGCUGCUGAGGUCGAGGCCCCCAAGCCUGUUGAGGCUGCCGCCGAGCCUGUCGCCGCCCCUGUGGUCGAGGCCCCCGCUGCCCCUGCCGCUGAGCCCGUCACCACUCCUACCGCUGAGGAGCCCUACCGCUGAGGAGCCGUCCGUUGUCGCCAAGGGAGAGCAGGCUGCCAAGGACGCCGAGGCCGCCGUCGAGAAGGAGGCCACCAAGGCUGUCAAGGCCACUCGCCGACUCUCUGCUCGCUUCACUGGCUUCUUCAAGCACAAGGACGCCUCGCCCAAGAAGGAGGUUCCUCCGUCUACCCCUUCGCCGGAGACUGAGGCCGCUGCGGCUGCCCCCGCCGCUGCUGAGGAGGCCGCUCCCGUCGCCGCUGUUGAGACUCCUGCCGCUGUCACCGAGGCCGCCCCCAAGAUCGAGGAGCCGGCGCCCACUGAGCCUAUCCAGAUUGAGGCUACCUCUGCGCCGCCUGCUGCCCCCGCAGUUGCCGCCGCGGCUUAG
Messenger RNA from Trichosporon asahii var. asahii CBS 2479, 861 nucleotides. RefSeq lists its product as uncharacterized. The coding region runs from base 1 to 861 and encodes 286 amino acids. The transcript is spliced from 5 exons. Lineage: Eukaryota; Fungi; Basidiomycota; Tremellomycetes; Trichosporonales; Trichosporonaceae. The record is from RefSeq and is a predicted model, not a curated record.